AUGCCGUACCAAGACCUGCGCGAGUUCGUUGGCUUUCUCGAAAGCAAAGGUGAUUUGCGCCGUAUUUCUGCUCCGGUUGACCCUGAGCUGGAGAUUACCGAGAUUGCGCACCGGAUGUUGCGGGCCGAUGGUCCGGCCCUGCUCUUCGAGAACGUAGUCGGGUACGACAUACCCGUUCUGAUCAACCUGUUCUGCUCCAACCGUCGGAUGAACUGGGCUCUCGAGGUGGAAAGCGCCGAUGAGCUAGCCGCCCGUCUGGAAUCCAUGAUUGACCUGGUGCAAGGUGGCCCUCCAUCCGGGAUCGUCAACAAGUUGCGAACGCUGGGGAGUUUGGUACACGUUGGCUCAUAUCAACCCCGUACCGUUAACAACGCUCCGUGUCAGGAAGUGGUGCUCACCGGCGACCAGGUUAACCUGUACGACUUACCCAUAAUCAAGUGCUGGCCAGAGGAUGCGGGGCCCUACAUAACCCUGCCGCUGGUGAUUACCAAAGACCCCGAAACGGGCACCCAGAACUACGGCAUCUACCGGAUGCAGGUGUACGACCGCUGCACUACGGGUAUGCACUGGCAGACCCACAAGGUUGGGGCCAGGCACUACCGCUCCAGCGCCGAACGUGCGGAUGACAGAUUGGAGGUGGCCGUGGCGUUGGGCGGAGACCCGGCGUCCAUCUGGACCGGAUCGGCUCCGUUGCCGCCGGACAUCGACGAGAUGGUGCUGGCGGGUUUCGUUCGCGACCGCGGCGUUGAACUGACGCCGGCCAAGACCGUCGACCUGAUGGUUCCGGCCCACGCCGAAAUUGUCCUGGAAGGUUACGUAACACCCGGCGAGGAACGCACCGAGGGUCCGUUUGGCGACCACACCGGUUACUAUUCGCUGGCUGAACCGUAUCCGGUGUUCCACGUUACGACCAUAACCCGACGGCGCAAUCCCAUCUAUCCGACUACCUUCGUGGGCCGUCCGCCGACCGAGGAUUACUGGAUGGGCAAAGUGACCGAACGGGUGUUCCUGCCACUGAUUCGGCUGAUCCUGCCCGAAGUGGUGGACAUCAACAUGCCAGCCGAGGGAAUCUUCCACAACCUGGUCCUGGUGUCGAUGAAGAAAGAAUACCCAGGGCAGGCGCGCAAGGUGAUCUACGGCCUUUGGGGUCUCGGCCUGUUGAGUCUUACCAAAGUAAUUGUGGUGGUUGACGAUUUCGUGGAUGUGCAGAACGCCUCCGAAGUGGCCUGGAGGGUGGCCAAUAACAUCAACCCGGGCACCGACCUGAUCGUGGUGGAAGGGCCAAUCGACGACCUGGACGUGGCAUCUCCAACGCCCAGGUUCGGCAGCAAGCUGGGCAUAGACGCCACGCGCAAGGGCCCUGAGGAGGGCUACCGGCGCGAGUGGCCGCCGGACAUCGAAAUGAGCGAGGACAUUCGCGAGCGAGUGUCCCGGCGUUGGUCGGAGCUCGGCCUGGACGAAAUCGUUGCCCCGCCCGGUCGGUGA
This is a messenger RNA of Geodia barretti, 1485 nucleotides long. NCBI's taxonomy places the organism in Eukaryota, Metazoa, Porifera, Demospongiae, Tetractinellida, Geodiidae. The record is from the annotation of a GenBank genome assembly.